AACAUACUUAACUAGCCUAGAGCGUAGGUAUAAUAUAUGUACCUAACCUACCUACUAUUUUUCUUGUCUUUCUUUGCCAGUUUUCCAAAAAAUAAAUUGUGUAUUCAAAUUGGGGUCAUUUACUUUCAAUUGAAUAAAAAUGUUGCAACCAGUCAUGCACAUUUUGAAACACAAAAAUAUUAUUUUAGCUAGUGGCUCACCGAGGCGAAAGGAGCUCAUUGAAAACAUUGGAUUAAAAGUGACACUUUGUCCUUCUGAAUUCGAAGAGAACUUAAACCCAUCGGAUUUCGGUAGUUUCCCCGAGUUUGUUGAGGAAACAGCGCUGCAGAAAGCUUUGGAGGUUGAGACCAGGUUGACUCGAGAGGGUCGACCGCCAGACAUGGUCAUAGCGGCAGAUACAAUGGUGACGCUUGACGGGAAGAUGUUCGGGAAACCAAAGGACAAACAGGAGGCCUUCGAUAUGUUGUCGAGACUUUCCGGCAAAGAGCAUACAGUGUACACAGGAGUUGUGAUCAAAGUUAACAAAGAAGUGGUAAAAUUCACAGAAAACACUAAGGUGUUUUUUGGAUCAAUUGAUGAAGAUCAGAUAAAUGCCUACAUUGAGACUGGAGAACCUAUGGACAAAGCGGGAGGCUACGGCAUCCAGGGAGUGGGGGGCACCUUUGUGGAAAGGGUCGAGGGUGACUAUUUCACGGUUGUCGGCUUUCCACUCUACAGGACCACUUCUGUGUUGUACAAAAUGUUCAAAAAUUUCCUUAACAUGCCUACUUGUACUACUCUGACUGUGGUACCAUUUUGAUUAUUAUAUUGUACAUUGUUCAUUAAGACAUAUAAGUAAAAUCGGUAUAGAUAUUCAGUUAUCUGAAUCUGGAGAGUUGGAGUUCACAUUAUUUGUAACAUCUGUUUAUCACUUAAAUAACUGUUUAAAACAUUUUACAUUAUGAAAGCUAGAUAAGUUUAUAUUAGGGAUCCCCCAUGAGGCUGACAUAGUCACACAAAGUGCACUCAAGCCUUGUCAAAAAUUUAGAAGAAAAAAAAAACAUUUUAACCCCCACUUUGGUACUCCUAAACAGUGAAGGAAAAUCGACUUUUUCGUUUGAAAGGUGAUUUAAAGUAUAUUAUACGAUAAUUUACGAGUAUUGUAGCCAUGAUUCAAUGUCGUGGAUAAUUUUUCUUCAUCAUUAAUCUGAGCGUGUUCUGGUUGCUAUCUCAACCGUUGAACAGUCUGAGCUGCCGGUCGCUGGCAUCUCUAGUUGUCAAACCACUGGCACGCAUAUCGUACUUGACGACAUCAAGCCAGCAUUUCUUGGGUUUGCCUCAUUUGUCAGGGCCAGGCAGGAGCUGCAUUUCCUCCCUACGUAAUUUGUGCCUUAAUCAGAUGUAUAGGCGAUAAACUGUUGUUUCAAAGUUGGUGAAAUUACAUACUUUUUUUUUAAUAGUGAUGUAAGAAUGCCCAGAUACAAAAUGGCGCGACGCCAGGGUUAUGGGCAACGUGUCAGAUGUGUUCUUCCGGCGACGUAAUGACAUGUGCUUUUUAUUAGUAGUUCUUUUAUACGUUUAUGGAAUCAUGUAAUGCCAAUACAAAAUAAAUAAAUACCUAGUUUA
This is a messenger RNA of Plodia interpunctella (Indianmeal moth), 1605 nucleotides long. Its product is annotated as dTTP/UTP pyrophosphatase. The record is from RefSeq and is a predicted model, not a curated record. NCBI's taxonomy places the organism in Eukaryota, Metazoa, Arthropoda, Insecta, Lepidoptera, Pyralidae. Gene Ontology annotation, molecular function: nucleoside triphosphate diphosphatase activity. Bases 140 to 799 code for a protein of 219 amino acids. The transcript is spliced from 4 exons.